Molecule: messenger RNA, 4906 nt
Organism: Rhineura floridana
Lineage: Eukaryota; Metazoa; Chordata; Lepidosauria; Squamata; Rhineuridae
Gene: STK36
Product: serine/threonine kinase 36
Exons: 27
Coding region: 244-4215 (1323 amino acids)
Biological process (GO): protein phosphorylation
Cellular component (GO): cytoplasm
Molecular function (GO): ATP binding; protein kinase activity
Source: RefSeq, a predicted model, not a curated record
GAAACGGAACCACUCAGCGUUCGGCCUAGCCUUCUUCCGGUGCCGGAAAGUUGCUAGGCGACGGCCGAGAGACGCCGUUGUCUGGAGCCUGCGCCAAUAACUGAGUCACCACCAACUGCCGCGCGUUCCUUUCCCCCCCCCUUUUUCCUCCGCCCAUCCUACAUCAGAGCGCCUCGCUCGGUUGCACCCUUUCGCGAAGUGAGCCGGGGGUGGAGAGCUACAUACCCCCCCCCCAUUCCCACUAUGGAGAGAUAUCAUGUGUUGGAGAUGAUUGGAGAAGGCUCUUUUGGAAGGGUAUACAAGGGGCGUCGCAAAUACAGCGCACAGGUGGUGGCCUUGAAGUUUAUCCCCAAAGUAGGUCGGUUGCAAAAAGAGCUGAAGAAUUUACAGCGAGAGAUUGAGAUCAUGCGGGGACUUCAUCAUCCCAACAUUGUCCAGAUGCUUGACAGUUUUGAGACUGAUAAAGAGGUUGUGGUAGUGACAGAUUAUGCUGAAGGGGAGCUUUUUCAGAUCCUCGAGGAUGAUGGGAACUUGCCUGAGGAGCAGGUACAGGAUAUUGCCUCUCAGUUGGUCUCUGCACUCUAUUACCUGCACUCCCACCGGAUUUUGCACCGUGACAUGAAACCUCAGAACAUCCUACUGGGGAAAGGGGGAGUGAUCAAGCUCUGUGACUUUGGGUUUGCCCGUGCAAUGAGUAUUCACACCAUGGUGCUGACAUCUAUAAAAGGCACUCCAUUGUAUAUGUCCCCUGAGCUUGUGGAAGAGAAACCCUAUGACCACACAGCUGACCUCUGGUCAGUGGGAUGCAUUCUGUAUGAGCUGUAUGUGGGCACACCACCGUUUUACACCAACAGCAUCUUCCAGUUGGUCAGCCUGAUCAUCAAGGACCCUAUCAAGUGGCCAAAAAACAUGAGCCCCAACUUCAAGAGCUUCUUGCAAGGCCUGUUGAUGAAAGACCCUCGACAGCGCCUGUCCUGGCCAGAGCUUCUCUAUCACCCCUUCAUUGCAGGGAAGGUCACUGUGAUCAGUGACACAGCCGAUCAGGGCGUUGCCAACCCUUUCACCAGCAAACUGCCUCCUGAACUGCAGGCCUUGAAAGAACAGCAGACACACUCUCUGGCUCCUCACAGUGGUCAGUCAAAGAUCCUGAGGAAGGCACGGCAGAAGAUGGCCCAGGAGGCUCAGAGAAAGGAGACUGGGAAAUCCAAGGCUCCACUUAAGGAAGAAAGCACCAAAGGGGGCCAGAGCCACACACGCAAAACACACCUUGUUCAGACAGAUCCCAGAGAAGGGAAUCGGGCAGCUCCUAGCACAAGCUCUGGAAAACAAAGGCAUCCUAGCCUUGGAGGAAAGGGAACAGAGUGGGAGCAAAAAGAACAAUCCCCCACACCUCGAGAGAAUCAGAUCACACAGGAUUAUGAGCGGGAGUUCCUGAAGGUGAGGCCAGACGGUGGCAGAGCAGAAGCAAGAGGCAGACACAGCAUUGGCACUGUGGAUCUGGAGGCUGAGGAGGUGGAUAGCGAUGAGGAGUGGCAGCACCUGAUAGAUGCCACAGAUCCUGCACACGUGCAGCUGAGUGCUCCACUCAGUCUUCUGGGAGACCUUGCUUUUGUGCAGCGCAUCCAUGCCCGACUGAAGGAUUCUGGUCAGCAGGUGCUGGAGGGAAUGCUCGAGGGAGCUUCCCAUCUUCGUCCUGCCCUCCACGUCAUUAGCAACUUGCUGUGUACUCGCUGUGACUCGGAGCUGUUGUACACCUUCUGCAGUGACAUAGGAUUAUCUCACUUCUUGGUGGAGCUAGUGGGGAGCAUCCUGGAGAGCUUCAACAUCAAGCAGCAGCCCUGGUGCAUCACAGUACUGAUAGACUUAGUUGCUGUCAUGUCAGCCUACUUUGCCAGUGAUUUCAACAGAGAGCAGAGUGGAAAAAAACAAAGCUUGCAGGCAUUCCACAACUCUGCCUGUAGCUUCCUAGCCCUGUUGCCUGCACUGCUGGCUCAGCCCACAGACCAAGAGAGCAGGUUGCAAGAACAAAGCCUGAUGUGCUUCAUCCGCCUGUGUGAGAGUAUGGAUUGCACCUGCUCCUCCAUCUCCAUUCCCUUCUACACCAGCUUGCUUGAGGAGCAUCACUCCCUGCUGGAUGCACUUUGCCAUGGUGGUAGCUGUGACCAGCCAGCUGAGGAAGUGUCCCCCAAGUCAGUGCAAGAGUGGAGUGAACGCUUGGGAGCUGCCUUUACUGCAGCCUUAGCAGCAUCCUGUGGCAUCCUAGGAGGGCAUACCACAUGUCAUAAGGCCAAAAAGCAGAUCUCUCAGCGAGUAGCUGAGAAGCUCAUUGAGAAAAAUAAUUGCCUGCUGCCAAGCCUCCUCUCAGGAGUUGAGCGCUCAGCCUCUUCUCUGAAUGGGCUAAAGGUCCUGUAUGCCUGUUGCCAUGUCAGUCAGACUCUGUGCCAUCGCUUAGCAACUCCAGAAGUGCUGAGUUCCCUGAUCUGUCACCUGCAAGGCAAGGUCCCACUGACUGAAGUGGCACAAGUGCAGGCAGCUGAAGCCUCACUGAGACUCUUCUCCCUCCUGCUCCUCCAGCUACAGAUCCUUCCACCUCAAUCUGACAUGCUGCUGAAAGAAACCAUGGAGCUUUUCAACCAUGCAACAGCUACCUCUGUUUUAAGUGCUGCAGGAUUGCUGCUGACCUACCUCAUCCAGUAUGGUGCUGCUGUGACACUUGGGGGAGAGGAAGCCAUGUCAAUUAUAGCUACUGUAUUCACUGAACCAGCAGAGCUGUGCCUGCCACCUCCCAUGGGAGCUGGCUUCUAUGAUGGGCUCCUGCUCUUGCUGCUGCAGCUAUUAACCCAGGGGGAUGCAGCAAUGGUGCGGGAGUUUGCUACCUCAGAACUCUGGGGCAUAGCGUGGCAUCGCUUUGCCAUGGUGCUCCACUUAACUACUCAGAAGCCAGUAAUGGAAGGCGAGACCCCGAGAGCUGCCCAGCAGGCACCAGAGCCAGACUGGAGUCUCAUCUCGCCACAAGGAACCUUGCUGUUCCUCAGCUUAGCCCUCUUCGUCUUCACACGAGAGCCUCAUCAGUGCCUUCUCCAGCUGGCCCAGCCCAAUGGGGUUAUCAUGGCAACUCUAAACAAGCUGCUUGAACCUGACUUCCUCGUGCACUUGGCACAAACGCAGGUGCAAGAGGAUGGUGAUCCAGAGCUGAUGCCAGCUUUUGUGCUCCAUAUUUGCCAGCUCCUCUGUUUCCCUUUUGCUCUGGACAUGAAUCCUGAAACUUUAGAGCUUAUCAUGACAGGUCUAAGGGACUCUGAAAUCCCUGCCCGGUUACUCCAGGUCUGCAUUCACCAUCUUCCUUUCUCAGAGACUGAGUUGCCAUUGAGUCUCCUAUGCCACUUGGUCCUGAGUGACGAGGGCGUCAUUGAGCAGGUGGUGGGAGUGGCUGCUUCAGAGCAUGCCAUUCCAUUCUUAUCAGCCAUUUUGUUAUCAGACCAGUUAGCCAUUACUGCAGACUUGCUCUCCCUGCUCACCCAUAUAGCCCGGGCCAGUCCAGCUCAUCUGUCAUUUCUACAGAGGCUCCUGUGUGAUUCAGACUCUGCUUCCCAGCCACUGAGCCACUUGCUGUGCCACCGAGAGUGCCCGGUUCGUGCCAGAGCCUGUAGCCUUGUGGGGAACUUACUGCGACAUGGACAGGAGUUUCCUAAGGUGCUGGGGGGCCAGGUUGGGCUGCUGGAACGUCUUCUGGAACGUCUCUCAGAUGAGGAUGAACGUGUGCGCUGCUCAGCCAGCUUUGCUGUUGGUAAUGCAGCUUACCAGGCUGGCCCUUUUAUGCAGGCCCUGAGCAAAGCAGUGCCCUGGGUUGUUCGGCUCCUGAGUGAUCCUCAGGCCAAGACCCGCUGCAAUGCGGCUUCAGCGCUGGGCAACUUGGGCCGGCAGUCAGUGGAACUGGGGGAUUUGCUGAUCCAGAGCAGAGCACCUGAUCAUCUAUUGGAUGUGGCAUGCCACGAUUCCCAACCAGCUGUGCAAGAGGCAGCACUCAUUGCCCUCCGAUCCAUUGGCCAGCAGCCCAGGAUCCACCAGGUGCUGGUGUCACUCAGAGCAAGUGAAAAAUUGGAAGCACUUUCAUGUAGGGAUCCUCAAGCGAGUGCCUAUACCAGCCAGCGGCCCUCAUCAACAAGGCAUUGUAAGAAAUUGAUCCAUCUCCUGCAGCCUGUACACAGUGCCUGACGAUUGAAGAGGGGAAAAUAUGCUCUUCUUUCACAACACCUGAGCCUUGGAGAACCACGGAACAGAAAUACUAUUACAGCUACUUUUUGUGACUGGCCUUCAAUGUGCCUGAAUGUCAGAGGGCUCUAAUCUUUCUAACUGAAGUUGGAAGAAGCCAUUACAGAACUCUGUAAACUGUUUUAUAGCAUCUGAAUGGAAGAGCCACAGUACUCUGUUCAGUAAAGACAUUAUGCAAGUACCACUUUUUCCUGUUAUGAACCAUCCUGAGAAAAAGCCAAUAUGACCUGUUAUCCUGUCUAAACAGGCACAGUAUUGUAUAGGUCAUGUGUAGGAAAUAAUUUAUGCUCACUCUGGUGCAACCUGUAUCAAGUGCCUUGGACCACUGUUCUUUCAUAAAGCUUUUCCCCUGCCUGAGACUUCAUCCUUUCCCUUUGAAGGAGGAGGGUGGCCAGCCCCAUGUCAGCAACCAUCCCUGCUUAAACAAAGAAGAGAGGAGUGGCAUUGUUGGCUAAUUCUGUGUCUUUGAGAGGAGCAACAGUAUCCCUCAGUAGUUUAAUCAGCUGUAAUACAUUGCAUCAUUGGUGUAUCAAGGAUUUCACCUUAUUUAUUGUGGAUUAACUAGGAUCCUGGCCCAAAUGGGCUCUGGCCUUUAUAGUUACUAGUGUUUGUAUAAUAAAAGCUGGUUUGUUUA